CAUAGCCGAGCACGUUGUAGGCGUCGUGCGUGGCAGCUUCCCCUCCCGCCUCGUACCGUCCUCCUCCCAACCUCCUCCCCUUGUUUCACGGAGCCCUCUGCUGCCGCGAACUAAUCGGCAACCAAAACUAACAGCAGCUACUAGCUACUAGCAGUAGCGGCGGCGGCAUGGAGGCGGUGGCGGUGGCGGCGGAGGCGAGGGAGCUGCUCCGGGCGAGCUUCGCGUCGGGGAGGACGCGGCCGGCGGCGUGGCGGGCCGCGCAGCUGCGCGGGCUGCUGCGGAUGGCGGCGGAGAUGGAGGCCGAGAUCUGCGCCGCGCUCCGCGCCGACCUCGCCAAGCCGCACACCGAGUCCUACGUCCACGAGAUAUCGCUGGUCACGUCCUCCUGCAAGUUCGCACUCAAGAAUCUCAAGAAAUGGAUGCAACCCAAAAAGGUCCCCGCCGGGGUGCUGACGUUCCCGUCCACGGCGAGGGUGACGCCGGAGCCCCUCGGCAUCGUGCUCGUCGUCUCCGCCUGGAACUACCCUUUCUUGCUGGCCGUCGACCCGGUCAUCGGCGCGAUCGCCGCCGGCAACGCCGUGGUGCUGAAGCCGUCGGAGAUCGCGCCAGCGACCUCGUCGCUGCUAGCCGACCUGCUGCCGCGGUACGUGGACAGCUCGUGCAUCAAGGUCGUCGAGGGUGGCAUCGCGGAGACCACCGCGCUGCUGGAACAGAAGUGGGACAAGAUCUUCUACACAGGUAACAGCAAGGUAGGGCGCAUCGUGAUGUCCUUUGCCGCGAAGCAUCUGACGCCGGUGGUCUUGGAGCUCGGUGGGAAAUGCCCGGUCGUCGUCGAUUCCAACGUUGAUCUCCAUGUUGCUGCUAAGAGGAUCGCUGCCGGAAAGUGGGGUUGCAACAGUGGCCAAGCUUGCAUCUCACCGGACUACGUUAUAACCACCAAGUCAUUCGCACCAAAGCUGCUGGAUUCCUUGAAGAAAGUCCUGGACGAGUUCUAUGGGAAAGACCCGCUGCGAUCAGAGGAUCUGUCACGCAUCGUCAACUCCAACCAUUUCAAUAGAUUGAAGGCCCUGAUGGACGAGGAGAUGGUCUCCGACAAGAUCGUGUUCGGCGGCCAGAGUGAUGAGCAGCAGCUAAAGAUCGCCCCGACAUUGUUCCUGGAUGCCCCACUUGAUUCGGCGAUCAUGAAGGAGGAAAUAUUCGGGCCCCUGCUUCCUAUAAUCACGGUGGACAAGAUCCAUGAGAGCUUUGCUCUGAUCAACUCCAUGACCAAGCCACUGGCAGCCUACCUCUUCAGCAAGGACAGCAAGCUCAAGCGCCAGUUUGAGAGAAACGUUUCUGCAGGAGGGGUGAUAUUCAAUGACACCGGCAUCCACCUCACAAAUCAGAACCUGCCCUUCGGAGGAGUUGGGGAGAGCGGCAUGGGCGCCUACCAUGGCACCUUCAGCUUUGACGCCUUCACCCACAGGAAGGCCGUCCUGGACCGCAGUUUCCUCGGCGAGGCGAAGGCCAGGUACCCGCCGUACACGCGGGGGAAGCUGAAGAUCCUCAAGGGUGUGCUCAAGGGGAACCCACUGGCCAUGGUUCAGGCUGCUCUAGGGUGUACAGGAUGGGCAUGAGUUCAUCUCUUCAGAACAGCAUGCAUAUUCAUAGCAUACACAAAAGUAGUAUAUAUGUCUCUAUACACGUGUUUCCAAAAUGCAUAACAUUUCAGAGCAAGUAUUUGCAAAUGUAACUCUGGA
Panicum hallii is the source of this 1739-nucleotide messenger RNA. Its product is annotated as aldehyde dehydrogenase family 3 member H1-like. Bases 168 to 1616 code for a protein of 482 amino acids. Gene Ontology annotation, molecular function: aldehyde dehydrogenase (NAD+) activity. NCBI's taxonomy places the organism in Eukaryota, Viridiplantae, Streptophyta, Magnoliopsida, Poales, Poaceae. The transcript has 10 exons. Gene Ontology annotation, biological process: aldehyde metabolic process. Gene Ontology annotation, cellular component: cytoplasm. The record is from RefSeq and is a predicted model, not a curated record.